AUGGAGACUGCCGCAUCGUGUGCGACACUCGGUGUGCGUCGCACAAGCCACGCCGUCGCUAAUCGUCGUCUGCUCGGCCCCAUCGCUGCGCGACACGACAGCAUGCGAGCGAGCUCCACUGUGCGCGCCUCGUUCCUCCUUUCGCAAGCUUUCUCAGCCGUCGUGGCGCUGCUGGCGGUGGCAUUCACAGCCCAUAGCGCGGCUGCUUCUAUCGUGUACCGCAGUGCGGGCGUGCAUGCUUCUAACGGGGCCGCGCGCGCGCGCGAGCUGGGGCAGGCGGAGGAGGAUGAGGCGGAGCGGGUGAAACAGGCGGCGCACGCAGAGAUGGCGCGCGCGCUGUGGGAGGAGACGGAGGCGCAGUUCGAAGGACGGCUGCAGGAGUGGCGCAGGCAGAGCGCGCGCCUGCAGGGGGUGGCGCAGCGGAAGCGGGAGAAGCGCGCCAGGCGCCAGUGGGCGCGCGCACAGGGAAAGGCGAAGCUGGAGCACACACAGGCGGCGGGAGUGGCGCGAGUGGCGAGCCCGACAGACGAGGAGCUAUUGGAUCUCAUGCCGGGAGGCACGCGCUCCUGGCAGAACCUUAAAGCCUCCACUGCCCGCUCCUCCUCACCCUCCCCCUCCGCCUUCUCUGCCUCCAUUGCCUCCUCCUCCGACUCCUCUCCCUCCUCCUCUUCCAAUUCCUCUUCCUCUCCCUCCUCCUCCUCUUCUGGUUCGGAUAACAAGAACGAUACAGCCACCCCGACUCCAUGGGAGGAGAAUCGCCCGGCGGGAGAGUCACCAUGCAGCCCCAGGAGCACCGGACCGGUGAUCAACGUCACCACUCUGGACCACAUUCUAUCGCGCACGCAGUACCCAUCGAACCAGACCGUCACGCUGGUGCUGCAGGCGUCGAUCACGCUCAACCACUCGUUGGAACUGUCGAAGCAGGCAGAUACGCUCCCCAGCGAGUGCGUUCUCGAGAUCACCACCGACACAGAGCCCGUGCUGCAGGUGCACAACGCAAGCAACAUGUUGUUCAUCGGGAUCGGUCUGAGGAGUCCUGUCAGAAACGGAUCAGCUUAUUGCGAGUCGCUGCCCGAGUAUGGGAAUCUGUUGGGGAACGACCUGCUGUGCCCGGCUCUGCUCAUCUACAGGUCGUACGGCAUUCAGUUCACGCAGGCGUCAGUGGUGGGGCGGAUAGACGUGUUCCGCUGCGCCUACACGAAGCUGGACUCGCUCUUUGCCACGGCGCCGUGGGACUUCCAGUACCACCCGGGGGUCAUCCGCAUGGGCAUGAGCGGCAUCGGCGUCAACCUCACCUCCUCAGAGAACAUCAUCUCCAAUAACGACCUCUUUGGCGCGUGGGAGCUCAUCUAUCUCUAUCGGGGGACCAUUGGAGCUACUGUGAGCAACAAUUUCCUCCACGGCUACCUCUUCUCAGGCUUCAGGUGUGGAGCGGACGUGCAUUUCGCGUGGGACUGUGCGCUGACGACAGUGAAGCACAACUUUGUGUUCUCCCCGCAGAAGAAGAACCUCACAGGCGACUCUGCGGGCAUCUACUUCUGCACGCACUGGUUUAGCCCCGGCAACACGGUGAGCUGCAACUACGUGAUAGGGGGCGACCACUGCUACUACCUGGACUACUGCACGUCAGGCGUGGACAUCCAGGGGGGCGUGUGCCUGCAGCUGUGGGACGGCGUGAAGCUGAACAACGGCAAGAGGAACCACAUCCGCAGCCUGCUCAUGGUGGGGCUGGGCCAGAGCCCCGGCUACAUCACGUGCUUGACUACUCCGUCCUUGUCUCACUACUCCACUGCAAAAACGUCUCCAGACCCUCUUUUUCCAUACCUCUCCACCCCUCUCCAUUCCUCUCCACCCCUCCCCACCCCACCCAUCUCCAUUCCUCUUCACUCCUUUCCAAAUUUCUCCACAUCUCUCCACCCCUCUUCUCUCUCCACCCCUCUCCACUCCUCUGCACCCCUCUCCAAACCCCCAUUCCUCAUUCCUCCUACCAGGAAUGGCCAUGGAUGA
This is a messenger RNA of Closterium sp. Naga37s-1, 2007 nucleotides long. NCBI's taxonomy places the organism in Eukaryota, Viridiplantae, Streptophyta, Zygnematophyceae, Desmidiales, Closteriaceae. The record is from the annotation of a GenBank genome assembly.